Molecule: messenger RNA, 10904 nt
Organism: Achroia grisella
Lineage: Eukaryota; Metazoa; Arthropoda; Insecta; Lepidoptera; Pyralidae
Product: zinc finger SWIM domain-containing protein 8 homolog
Exons: 28
Coding region: 55-4986 (1643 amino acids)
Cellular component (GO): Cul2-RING ubiquitin ligase complex
Molecular function (GO): zinc ion binding
Source: RefSeq, a predicted model, not a curated record
GAACCUGAGAGUUUGUGUAACAACUGGCGAGGAUGGAGGCGGCCAAAUCUUCAGAUGUCUUUUGCACCACGAAUUAAUAAGAAAACCGUUCAAGAUAAAACUGUGUCCACCCUAAGUGAGUUAGCAGCAAAAUGUGUAGCUUGUCAUAUACCAUUCGAGCUUGUGGAACAUGUAUAUCCACCGGUACCAGAGCAACUACAAUUACAAAUUGCAUUUUGGAGUUUCCCUGACAGUGAAGAUGACAUUAGGCUGUAUUCUUGCUUGGCAAACGGCUCAGCUGAUGAGUUCCAGAGAGGAGAACAUCUCUUCAGGGACAGGGCUGUUAAAGAUGUACUGCAAAUUGGCUUCCACUUGUCGGCGACAGUUAUACUUUCCAUGCCUCGUACCCAGUUUAAUGUAGCAGUAACAUUUGACAGACAAAGGAUUUCAUCAUGUAAUUGCACAUGUUCAUCUAUGGCACACUGGUGUUCCCAUAUUGUGUCAGUUUGCCUCUACAGAAUACACCUGCCAACACAAGUAUGUUUGAGAGCACCCGUAUCAGAAUCUCUUCAACGGUUACGAAGAGACCAGUUACAGAAAUUCGCGCAAUAUCUCAUAUCGGAACUGCCGCGGCAAGUGUUACCAACAGCCCAGCGGAUACUGGACGAACUAUUGUCUGCUCAACCAAAUCCCAUAAAUACGACAUGUGGCGCUCCAGACCCGACCGCGGGCGCCUCGGCCUACGAGUACACCUCAUGGUUCCUUGAUGAGAAAACUUUGCACAACAAUAUUAAUAAGAUCUUAGUAAAGUUUUGUGUUCCAGCACCUAUAGUGUUUAGUGACGUAAAUUAUUUGAGCACAAGCGCUCCACCGGCAGCGGCUGAGUGGUCAUCGCUAUUACGGCCUUUGCGUGGCAGAGAGCCAGAAGGCAUGUGGAACCUACUAUCUAUCGUCAGAGAGAUGUUCAAACGCAAUGACAGAAACGCUAUACCACUUCUAGAAAUCAUUACUGAAGAAGUUAUGGCGUGCGAACAGAUUAUAGUGUGGUGGUACAGCACCAAGGCAGCGUUAGUGGCGUGGGGCGGCGGCACGGGGGGCGGCAAGCACGGCGGCGGCGGGGGGAACUCUGCGGCUCAGCACGCUUGUUCCUCGCUGUGUGACGAGGUGGUUGUGUUAUGGCGCCUUGCUGCAUUGAAUCCGGCUUUAGCGCCUCAUGAACGCGAUACACUCCAUGAACAAUUUGCUCAAUGGCAUAGUAAAGUCCUUGAUAAGGUGGCAAAGAAUCGUAACAACCAUACUAUUACCACCACUACGUCGUCAUCACAUCCACGACAUACCCGCUCGCACUCCCAUCCACCAUACAUCAAUGGUAUUAGCGAGAACGAAGUAUUCCCCGGAUUCCAUCCUGCAAUGGAAGCAUGUUUCCUGGAAUGGGAUGACUACCAGAUACCAGGAGUGACAUAUACUAAGGAUUUGAACCCGUUAUAUCACAGUCCUUUUACUAUAUUCAGACACGCUGAUAAGCAGAAUGACAGCGUUCAUCAAGUUAAUUCAUCUAAAGCCGUUCUGAACAAUGAGAUGUCUCUGAGCUAUAGACUGACAAACCCUGAUCCAUCAAUGCAGGGUCAUUGCACAUUAGUACAUAGAAAUCGCAUUAAUGUGAACCUAGCGAUACCCGGGCCCUCGGGUCAAGCGUGCGGUUCUGGGGAAGGUUCGAGUGAACCAGCACGAGAUGCUGGUCCAAGUGAUGGAAAUCACUCUAGCGUGUCAUCUGAAGGUUUCUGUGAGAACGAAGAGGAAAUCCUUCAACAAAGUGGUGGUGAUACUGAUUCACAAGAAUCGAGUUCGCCGCCCGUGUCGUCCGAUGACGCUCAACGUCGGGUAUCGAAUGACGACUCUGUGUCAGAUGACGACUGCAAUUUGUACUUCUACGACACUGCAGCUGCUCGCCGCGCUGUAUCAGGAGAAGGCAGUUCUGGGACAGCCGUUGCGUCGGGCUCGAGCGCCGGGUCGAGCGGUGCGAGCGGCUCGCUGGGCUGGGAGUGCGGCUGGGAGGUGUCGUUCGCGCGCGCCGAGGGGCUGCAGGCGCACGGACACGCGCGCGAAGCCUGCGCACUCGGUGCGCGGCUGGCGCGCGAGCUGCUGGCGCGGCCGCCGGCGCUGGGCGCGGGCGCGUGCGGCGCGGGCCACGACCCGCGCAAGCCGCGCCGCCGCCACGCGCCCUCGCCGCGACUGUGCGCCGCCUCGCACCGCCUCUCCUGCCUCGCCUCCGCCACGCUCGCCAAGUGCGCCUUCCUGUGCACGGUGCUUGCGGAAUUCAGCGAACAUCAUGAAUUAGCGUUUCGAGUAGGCUUAUUUGCUCUCGAGAUGGCCAGACCACCCGCCAGUACGAAGGCUUUAGAAGUGAAGUUGAACAAUCAAGAAACUGAACUGGUCGCUUUAUUGAAGAAACUGCCGACAGGACCCGAGCAGCUCGCUUUAGCUCGCGAAAAAGCUGAACAACUUCGUGACGGCACACUAAGGAAUCGUGGUCCAGCGUUAUUGCCUAUUGCAUUAGCGAGCUUCUUAUUCGAUGUACUUGUGUUAUCAGUACCGGAAAAAGAAAUUAAACAGCAGUCAAGAGUACCCUCCGAUGAAACAUUGGGUUUCGAAGCAGCCGUAGCGGCUUUAGGUUUGAAGGCGAAUGUGUCUGAAGCGGAACAUCCGUUGUUGUGUGAGGGGACCAGGCGCCAACGCGGAGAGUUAGCGUUAACACUGCUCUCUUGCUACAAAGAUGAACCUGUUAAGUUGGCCAGGAUAAUGAAUAAGUUGUUGGACCGCGAUAUACACCAAUUGACUAAGGGGCCUAUGGUGAGCAUGUACUACACCACCAACCCGCGACUCUCUGCAUACCGGCCCGAUGCUCCGAUACCCUCUAUCUACCCUCCGCAACCGUCACAUCCGCAGCAUCUGCAGCACUCGCAGCUGCCGCAGCUUCCGCAGCAUCCGCAGCAUCCGCCGCAUCCGCCACAUCCGCCACAUCCGCCACAUCCGCCGCAUCCACAGCAUCCGCAGCUGCCUCCGCUGCCGGUGCACCAGCCGCACUCGUCGCACCCACAACACCCGGCGCACGCGCAGCCGUGCCUACCUCCACAGCAACCGCAGUGUUCCCUGGUAACGGAUCUAGAGCGGCUGGUGGUAGCUGAAGGCAGUAGUGGUUCUCCGCCGUCGCAUCCACACCAGUCGCAUCAGCAGCAUCCAUCACACUCACAACAUCCGCCGCACCCCCAACAUCCACAGCAUUCGCAGCACACGCAGCACACGCAGCUCGCGAGACCAAAAGACUCCAGAUAUAAAGGGAAACGUGUUUACCCGUCCGUACCGAAUCAACCAUCGGAAGCCUCGGCGCAUUUUAUGUUUGAACUUGCGAAGUCAGUGCUUUUUAAAGCAGGUGGUUCAUCUAGUACCAGUCUGUUCACUCAAACAUCUUGUGCUAGAGAACAUCAUGGUCCUCACAGAGGUUUACACAUGGCCGCAUUUCAGCUCGGUCUAUACGCAUUGGGUCUACAUAAUUGCGUUAGUGCAAAUUGGUUAAGUCGCACAUACUCGUCACAUGUCAGUUGGAUCACAGGACAAGCGAUGGAUAUAGGUGCCCCUGCAAUUCUAUUCCUUAUAGACGCGUGGGAAGGACAUUUAACGCCACCGGAAGCGGCUGGUAUUGCUGAUAAGGCGUCGUCGGGACGCGACGUGGCGACGGUGCGCGCGGCGGCGGAGCUGGCGCUGUCGGUGUUGCCGCACGCGCACGCGCUCAACUACAACGAGAUACAGCGCGCCGUGCUACAGUGCAAGGAGCAGAGCGACGCCAUGCUCGAGCGCGCCUGCCUCACCGUCGAGGCCGCGGCCAAAGGUGGCGGCGUGUACCCCGAGGUGCUGUACACUGUGGCGCGGUACUGGCACGAGCUGUACAUGCGGCAGGCGAGCGAAGAGGAGCCGCUCGACGAGCCGCACUACCGCGCCCCGCAGCCGCACCCGCUCGCGCUGCCCGUGCCCUACCCCAUACCCUACCCGUUCACAUACCACCCCUACCCGCCGCACAUAUAUCAACUACAGUACGGGGGAGCGCCGGCGCCGCACCCGGGGCAGUACGCGCUGCCGCCGUACUUCGUGCGCGGGCUGGUGGCGCCCGCGCCGCACGCCGCGCUCCCGCAGCACCCCCAGCACCCCCAGCACAUCGCGCACCCGCCCGCCCUACCACACAACCACCCGGCGCCGAUUCCGCCUCCGAUGCCGGCGGGCCACAACAGCGUGGCCAACGUGAGCCUGCCGCCGGGCGUGGGCAGCGUGAACCCCGCGAGCGUGGGCACCGUGAGCGUGGGCAGCGUGAGCGUGGGCAGCGUGAGCGUCGCCAACGUGAGCGUCGGCGGCGUGGGCCCCGCGGCCGCGCCCGCGCCCGGCCCGCCGCCGCUGCCGCAGGCGCAGCUGCGCCGCCUGCUGGCCGCCUACAGGGUCGGCAUGCUGGCGCUAGAGACGCAGGCCCGCCGCGUGCACGACGACCGCCCGCAGAACAAGUUCGGCAGAAACCCGCCGUACGGCGAGCACGUGAAGUGGCUGCUGCGCAUCUCUAAGCACCUGGGCGCGCAAUACCUGCACCAGUUCUGCGUGUGCGCGGUGAACUCUGUGGUGUCUCCGUUCGUGCUGUACGAGCUGUGCGUGGAGUCUGCGCACUGGCUGGCGCGCGGCGGCCCGCACCACCUCGUCAUGCAACACCUGCGCGGCACGCUCGCGCCGCUCGUUCAGAAGUGCCAGCAGAUGUACAUCCAGUGCAUUCAUCAAAAGCUGUAUCAUUUGACAUCAGUGGAGUACGAAGAAUUCGUGAGCAUCGUCCUAUCUGCGCGUACAGCCUUUCAAUUAACACCAGAAGGGAACACACAGUUUAAAGAAUGGCUCGCGUCUCUGCGCAGGUCAAAAUCAUGCAAGAAAGAUCUGUGGACACAACUGAACGCGGCUCUACAGACGAACGGCAAAUGACGUCGGCAGCCGAUAGUUUGUAUGGUGCGGUGCUCCGCGCGCAAACUGUCACACUACAGGCGUUGGCCGCGAUACCGGCUCCUAUACCAACUACACACUCUCUAACUAUAUUAUAAAUUGUGUUAUUUGUAAUCUUGGUGUCUGUGUGUAACCCAAGCGUUAGACAUCUCUUCAAAAGCGCGAAUAUGAAGACCCUUGAAAACCUUAACCUUAAAUUAGACCUUUUAGCGAAAACAAAGACGCAACCUGUGUGUGUAGCAUUGACGUAUUCAUUAGAUAUUUGAGCGCCUUAUAAUGCGAACAACUAAUACGGCACAUUGCAAAGUGCAAAUGUUUGUUCUUAUAACUUCACUGUAGUAUUUGCAAAUUUGAGGCUAUGUCUAACGCAGGCUUAAGGAUGUAGUAAAUAAUAUUUAUCUAUUUUAUUGAUGCUAUAUAAAGGAUGUUAUUUUAUUAAUAUACACAAUGUUAACCAUGCUAGCUGGAAGCUCAGCAGAGGUAUUCAAUUAGAUUAUAGAAAUAUGAAUGUUGAAUAUCAAUUUAUUAAUAAGAUAUAACAUUUUAUAUAUUGUAGAAACAUUCAUUUAUCUACUACAUCCUUACAUGUGAAACAGAGGUGGAUCCGGUCGGCCAGAGCCGUCUUAUUUCUUGACAGUACAUUUCUGUCACAAAUAUGUAGCAGUUUUAGCAUCUAUCUCUUGUGUACUUUAAUCAUACGAUCUGAUUAUAAGAACGCAUUAGAGAAAAUACGGGUUAUGAUUUAUAAGAAUUUAAUGUGAAGAUGGCGCCGUGCAUACGGUGCAUACGAUAUAUAAGAAUAUAUAUUGACACUUUUAUUACAAAUAUCACAACGGAUUCGCUUAUUAGAAACGAAGGAAGUACCUCUAUUAGUAAUAAUUUAUCUCGAUUAGAGGGUAAUCGAUCUCAAUAAAAACAGACGAACAUAAUAACAAUCAUUGAAAAAUGUUGCUAACUCCUAAAUGUGCGUGAGGUAUAAUCUUGUAAGAUUGUGUUUUGACAUACGAGUACCUAUUAUAGAAAGUGUACCAAUGCGGAGUUGUUAGGACGUUGGCAAACACCCAUCCAUCAUCGAAAACUAGAUCUCAAGUUGUAAAUAUUGUAUUUGUAAUUCAUCCAUUUCACUUUACGAACCAUUCACUUCCUUUUUAUCACUAACACGGAGAGGAUCUAAGCUCAUAUUGAAGGUUGUGCUUUAAAUAGUCUGAGAUUUGGUUGUAAUCAGAGUUCUAUUGUAAGACAGUUAAAGACUAUCGCUGCUUGAUUAAUAAAGGAGUUUAGCAACAUUUCACUAAUUUGGUACGGUAUGACAUCUCGACUUAGUUGUAUGACUUUUUUCUUAUUUAUUCUUUAUAUAAGUAUCUUAUUGUGUAUUUGCACAAAAUCUUAGUUUUUCGUCCGCUUUAUGACUCGACUGUACUAUUGGCUAGUCAGUUUGUGAAUUCGUCAGAUACCAGUGGGGCUUCGGAUAAGCUCGUUUAGUUUUCUUAUAGUAUUAAGGAGUUAGUUUGAAUUUUGAAACUUUUUUUUGUUAUUGUCGCAGUUAUUAUUACGUUGUUGGUAUUAUUAAAAUUCACGAGUACUGAUUUUAUAUUUCUACAGUAUACAUGAAUAGCGGUGACAGUUUACUUAAUUCCAAAUAUAUGCACCGUGGACAAUGUGUGUUAUAACGCAUGUAAAAUCUUUUAAACGAAGUAUAUUUUUAAAUUUCGAUCGAAUAAAUUAUAUACUUCUUCAAAAUUAAAAAAUAAAAAGGAAACAAAAUUUCACCAGAUAUCAACAAUGGACAUACUAGUCACUCCCAAACUGUCUUGUUGCCACUGGUUUUCUUAUUUUGGCAUGACUUUGACUAUUGUAACCAUUGGAUCUACUCUUUCUUAGUUCUUUUAAAUGUUUUAUUAUACAUAAAACAUAAGGCACAUUUGUCCACUAAGUAUAUAUUUUACGUAUAUCUUUUAAUUAAACCAGUGUCUAAUUAGCGAAUUGUUUUAAAGAUCUCUUGUCAUGUGUUAAUGAGUAAGUGUCUAGAAAAUAUUGACUUCGCUCAUAGUUUAUUUAGCCUUUCAUUUAGUAUAAUUUUUUUUAUUGAUUUCUUUUCUGCAUUAGAGCAAAAUGUCGUUUAUAUUUACGGAGAGUGUAUUGUGCGUAUUUUAAAGUUUUUGGGUAUAUUACGCUAACGUAUUAAGCUUAAUGUUUGGAAUGUAAUGAUUACGUAAUAUGGUUAUAUUAAUGAGAAAAAAAAUAUGUAAACCGACAACUAUAUUGAUAAAAGUAUAUUUUAGGAGUUAUUUGAUAAUUUAUUAUAUAUUCACUCUCAUGUCGUAUCGAUAAAGUUGUCGCGUUACAAUUAAUUGCAACUUUGGACAUGACACACUUUAUUAUCUAAAAUUGAAUAUUGACUUUUCAAAAUUAUAACAAUAGUCCAUAUUAUUGAGUAUUGGCUUAAGAUGUUUCAAGUGACCUAAAUAGUGUCAUUAGACUACAGAAUAUUAGACAGAAUGUAGGCGAUGACCGUCGAUAUACUAUUUUUGAUAUUCUCUUGUCGAAAUUUGCAGUUUCACGAAUAUUUAUGUAGUACGUCUUGCGGAUAUAAAUGUAGACGUGCGUUUGAUUAACUAUAGUGACUUUAUUUACACGUUUAUAUAAUAUUAUUAUAUUGUAAUGCAAAGUAGCAUCUUGAGAGCCUUCGGAUAUAAAUAUAUAAUAUAAUAGAUUAUAAUCUGCGAACGCUGGCAACAAAUACAAGCGCCCCGUAAUUUGAAUUCCAUUACUAGUUAUAUAAGUAUUAGUCAUCUUUGGAAUAUGGUGACGACACUGAGACGAAGUGAAUUUGAAUACUGCUGUAUUAUGAUUGAUCGCAGGUCUUUCUAUCUACUACAUUAAAGUGCAAUUUGUGUAUCAUAUUUGAAACAAAUUAAUAUUAACUUGAAUGGCGACAUAAUUUGCUAUUUUACCCAAUAUAUUUGCUGAAGAUCAUUCCAUUGUCAGAUAGACUUAUUUACAUUAUCUAUAUAUAAUAGUAACUUUGUGUCCCAGUGUACUAUAUAUUGGAAUAUGUUAAGGAUGUCUGUAAAAUAAAAUACAAAUUAAAUAAGAUCUUCCAACCAUGAAGCAAUAUUAAAAUAUCAUUUUAUAAAAGUAAUUAAUAAAGAACGUAAGCUAUCUAAUCGAUAUCGUAAUAGCGUUUUAUACAAUAUACAACAUAUUUGUAUUAAAUACAUGGAGAGUUUAUAAGUAUUAUAUGCGUCGUGUUAUUGUAACGCAUCGUAUUUUUAUUCAGUAUAAAUAAUUAACUAUAUACAAAUUAGAGGUAUUACAUAUUACAAUUCCUGCAGUGUAUGUGCAAUGGAGGUAUUGAUAUGAGUUGUUGCAUAUAAAACAUCAAAUUGCUCAAACUAAGUACGGUAUGUUGUGUAUAAAGUGAUAUACACCGCGGGAUCUUAUCGUGCCUAUUUUAUAUGUCGUUGGAGCAAGUAAAACGCACCCGCUCGUGCCUUUACAGCAAAUUGCAGUUAUAGGUUUGCGUAUCCUAUUAAAAUAUGAAUAAGUAAACAAUCAAUGUGAAUUUGACCACAUUUAAAUCAUAUAUGAUCUACAAAUCCAUCAACGAAUUGUUGUUAUGAGUAUUAUAACGUUUUCCUGCCUUUAGGAUUGCGAUCAUCUGAAUAUAUGUAUUAGGUAGAAAAAGUUAUUAUUAUUUUUGCAAUGUUUUGAAGACUGCAUUGAUUAAAAAAACAAAAAUGGAUCAACAAUUAUCUGAUUAUUUUUAUUUGGUGACAUAUGAUAAUUGGUCGUGAUAAUAGUACAACAUGUAAUAAUAUCCAUUAAAGUCCCACUCCUUGGCUUGCAUCUCUUCCGAAGAAUACAGAGUCAACACAUCUUCCGUCGCUUUAGUUUCAUGGAUGUAUGAGCUUAAUUGAAUUACGCUAUAUAUAGAGACGCUGAAGUUUUGUCAGUACUCACUAUUAUGAAAUGGUGAUCAUCAGUCAGGUAAUAGCAUCCUUGAGCUUAGUCUGUUAAAGUCUGUUUCAUGGUUUUGCUAGAAAUUUUGUGCAAUAUUGCUCAAACUGAGCAUUGUUUAAACUAUAUAUGCGACAUAUAUUUAUGUAAAUAAGAAGUUUAUUUACUAUUUCGUUUCAAUUAAUAUUGAGUGCCAAAAUCAAUGCUAUGCCAAAAAUACAGAUUGAAUAUCAUGAUGUCACUAAAGUUAAAAUAAUAUACAAUUAUGAAAUUGAAGGUGAUCGCGACCCAACAGAUUACAUACGGCAUCUACAGUGUGUCGUUCGUGUCCUAGGUGUGUAUAGGUCACCUCUCUUAGUGUAAUUUUCCCUAGGCAUUAGAAUAGGCAAGAUGUUCAAUGUUUAUCCUAAAAUAGUAUAUAAAUCUGACAUUGGAAUGAGGCAUUUGUUGCCAGACGGGCGUCUAGUAGUUUUAGUUUAAUAUCUUUAUAAAAUAGAUGUUUAUGUGCAUUCAUUAAAGUGUGAAUGUUUUCGGCAUUCAGUAGAUAGUAAAUUUUUAGAAUGCUAGUUAGUAUAAAUUGACGUUCGUGCAGUUUGGAUGAAAGCUAACUUAUUUCGACCCUCACUUGAGUGUGUUGAUCUAGUAUGAUAUGGUUUAAUAGUAUUCCUCUUUAGAGUAUUUACAAGAAUUUGAAGGUCUAUUAUUAUUUAGCACAACAGUUUUGCUGUAACCAACUCGUUAAUAAUGCACUUUGAGUUCAACGUUAUCGCCGCAAAGAAAUUGAAAAUAAGAUAAGGUUUCUGUUUUGCAUCACAUAAAAUUAUGGUUUGACGGUACAAAUAGAAACGGGUUUUAUAAGUGGAUAAAACAAUAAGAAAAUGGACUCCUUACAAGUUGACAUAAAUAAUAUAUUGAAUAGUCAAAUUAGAGCGAUGUGUAAUGUUACCAUGACUAAAAUGAUCGUCACAUGUUUUGGAAUACUUAUUAUAUUUUGAAUUUUUUCUUUAGUUUAUGUGCGGCGAACGAGCAAACCAUAUAGUAAACAUUAAUUCAUUAUUAAGAGUGCAUCAUUCGUCGAAAAAUCUUUAAAGUUAAGUACAUCGCACUCAGAGAUUAUAUUUAAGAGAGUGCAUCGUUUUCUAUUAAUAUAAGUUUCUUAAUGACUUGCCGUCCAUGAUUAUUUUGCAUAUCUGCAUCUACAUACAUAAUACAUAUUUGUGUUUGCAGCGUUUCCUAUUUAGAUGUCUAAAAUUACUUGCAUACAUAUUUACAUUUAGAUAUUGCAGUACAUACAUCUUCUGCUUCUGCUCGUUGGGCAUUAUUAACAAUUUCUGGUAUAGUUUUGUCAGAGAGCAUAACACUUCUCCAUAUAACGAAAGAGUGCUUUGACAUUUGUCGGAAAAAACUAUUUUUACACUUUAAAGCGUAUUUAAUAAUAUUAAAAAGAAGUAAAUAUAUCGUUAGUUUCGUAAAUAUAGAAUGUUAGUACGGAGCAUAUUUUAAUUAGUCUUUUAAUGCAUGUUCAUAGUUGUAAUUUGCCUGUAUUCGGCAAGUUUAUGGGCCGUCUAAUGAGUGUUGUGGUAUUUUGAUUUGCAUAUUAUUAUCGACAUCACAUAUCCGUUUGUAAUUUAUUUUUAAAACUGUACCUAUGUAUGGACAUGCUAUCUGUUCAAGAGAGAUACUUUAUAUAUUAUAUAACAAUAACGGCGAAAUGAGGUGUACCUUAACACGAUGUGGAUUGGACAUACUGGUGAUUGAUGUAUACAACAAAGUCAAGUGUUGCAAUAUCUCGGUUCAUGGUAAGAUUUUACAGACGGCGUAGAGCCACGAGUGCCUAUAUCGAAUAGUACAUACAUAUAUCCCUGUACUUUAGAUGUGACGAAAUUAUUUGUAUGUCUGUUCCACACUUGUUUAAAUAUUAUUUUAAUAUUAUAUAUAUA